GGGGAAUGAAUUUGGAUUGAGAUUGAAUAUUGGCAAGACACGUAAGACAGGCACCAACCUCCGCGGCUGCAGCCAGGAACCACCGCCGUCGAAUGCUCUUUAUCGGUUCCAACGUCACCUAAUAGAACAAAGGCCGUCACCUCCGUCCCCGUCGCCAUCCCUCCCAACCUCUCCCGUUCUGUCAUUCGUCCCCUCCUCAUUUUAUCCUUUCGAAUCGUUGCUCAACCUCAUCGGCUGUCGUGCAAUGGCCAGGAAGAAGAUCAGAGAGUACGACUCUAAGAGGCUCCUCAAAGAGCACCUCAAGAGAGUCGCAGCCAUUGAUCUUAAUAUCCGCUGCGCUCAGAGUUAUAUGGUCACUCGAAAGUUCUCUGUCUUGAGUUCAUCCCUUAUCUGCUCUGUACUAAACCACGUUGUAAUCCAGGUGACGCAAUCGACAGACUUUGCUGAGCUGACUAAUCAACAACCAUGGCUUUCAUCCACAAAAUUGGUUGUGAAGCCCGAUAUGUUGUUCGGCAAGCGGGGGAAGAGUGGCUUCGUGGCUCUGAAUCUAGAUGUUGCCCAAGUGGUAGAAUUUGUUAAAGCUCGCCUUGGUGUUGAGGUUGAAAUCGGUGGCUGCAAGGCACCUAUAACCACAUUUAUCGUCGAACCAUUUGUUCCUCACGACCAAGAGUAUUACCUAUCAAUUGUCUCUGAAAGGCUGGGCUGCACCAUCAGCUUCUCAGAAUUCGGAGGCAUCGAGAUUGAAGCGAAUUGGGAUAAGGUUAAGACUAUAUUCCUUCCGGCAGAGAAACCUUUGACACUCGAGGCAUGUGCUCCUCUGAUAGCUACGCUUCCUCUGGAGGUCCGGGGAAAAAUUGGUGAUUUCAUAAUGGGUGUAUUUUCUGUCUUUCAAGAUCUGGAUUUCAGUUUCCUAGAGAUGAAUCCCUUUACACUGCUGGAUGAGAAGCCAUAUCCAUUGGAUAUGAGAGGUGAAUUGGAUGAUACUGCUGCGUUCAAGAACUUCAAGAAGUGGGGUAAUUUAGAGUUCCCAUUGCCUUUUGGAAGAGUUCUGAGCCCUGCAGAAAGUUUCAUUCAUUCCCUGGACGAAAAGACAAGUGCUUCCUUGAAAUUUACUGUAUUGAACCCAAAAGGACGUAUUUGGACAAUGGUAGCUGGAGGAGGUGCAAGUGUUAUUUAUGCCGAUACUGUUGGAGAUUUAGGUUAUGCAUCAGAGCUUGGCAACUAUGCUGAGUAUAGUGGAGCUCCAAAUGAGGAGGAGGUGCUGCAGUAUGCAAGAGUCGUGAUUGAUUGUGCUACUGCAGAUCCUGAUGGUCGUAAGAGAGCCCUUCUUAUUGGAGGUGGCAUUGCAAACUUCACAGAUGUUGCUGCCACAUUCAGUGGGAUCAUUCGAGCCCUGAAAGAGAAGGAGUCAAAGCUUAAAGCAGCAAGAAUGAACAUUUAUGUUAGAAGAGGUGGUCCAAACUAUCAGAUUGGUUUGGCAAAGAUGCGCGCCCUGGGUGAGGAACUGGGGGUGCCAAUUCAGGUUUACGGGCCGGAGGCCACGAUGACCAUCAUCUGCAAACAGGCCAUUGAUUGCAUCAUGUCUGAAGCAUAAAGCCGCAAUCAUUUGCCCCAUUAUGUGUUUUAUUUUCAUCCCAACUUGGGGUAGUUUUCAUAAACUCGGUGAAGCUGUUGGCAUUUAAAAAAAAAUAAAAAAUCAUAAACUCGGUGAAGCGAAAUAGGGGUAGAUGCUCAAAUUGUUCUUAUAUUUACCCCCUCGUGUGAUUUAACUGUUGUGUUUUUAUGUGCCUUCAUGGCCAUGGGAACAUGAAUUGUCAUCGCAUCUUUUUCCGAGAGAAAUUUGUGAAAACUGUAAUUUUAGUUGAUGACAUUUUUAAAGUGUGUCAAUAUCCAUGUGGUUUUCUAUCAAGGACCAGCCUGCGAGGAGUUCAGGUUUCAUAUUUA
This is a messenger RNA of Neltuma alba, 1944 nucleotides long. Its product is annotated as ATP-citrate synthase alpha chain protein 3. The coding region runs from base 245 to 1594 and encodes 449 amino acids. Gene Ontology annotation, cellular component: succinate-CoA ligase complex; cytosol. Lineage: Eukaryota; Viridiplantae; Streptophyta; Magnoliopsida; Fabales; Fabaceae. Gene Ontology annotation, molecular function: succinate-CoA ligase (ADP-forming) activity. The transcript is spliced from 12 exons. Gene Ontology annotation, biological process: tricarboxylic acid cycle; succinyl-CoA metabolic process. The record is from RefSeq and is a predicted model, not a curated record.